AUGUUUAUUUCUCACGGUUUAAAACGUAAGAAAAUUACAAUUACCAUAAAAAGAUUGAACGAAUUGUACAAUAUUUUUUUUUUGUGUUCAAAUAAUCUACUAUCGGAUAAAAAACAGGCGGGGUCAAUUGAAUUAAAACUUGUGUGUUCCGAAAAAUGUCGAGGGCCAACUGAGGUAAAAUGGUUACAAGAAUUUUGCAAUGUUCAUUGUGCUGAUAAAUUGCAUACACCUCAAGACGUAACGCCUCUUUUGUACUCAGAUCAAAAGACAAAACUAGAAGAGAGAUUCGACAAUCUAAAACGUAUAUGUCAAGAAUCAUGCUUAACAGAAGAGAAAGGUCAUUUCAUAUCUCAAUUUUGUGACGACUACUGUAAACCUUAUAUCAACCUUAAACCAGUACCAAAAACCAAACAAGAAGAACAAGACAAUUUGAGAAACAUUUGUGAUAGAACUUGCAAAGGUGAGUUGGGAGAACGAACUAGAGAUUUUUGCAACAGUUAUGGCAAAACGAGCCGUGGAUGAAUAAAAAAUAAUUAUUUUUUACCAACAUAAACAAGCUUGUAAUAUGCAAAAUAAAAUAGAAAUAAAAAUUUCAUUGUGAUGUAAAA
This is a messenger RNA of Nasonia vitripennis (jewel wasp), 608 nucleotides long. RefSeq lists its product as uncharacterized. NCBI's taxonomy places the organism in Eukaryota, Metazoa, Arthropoda, Insecta, Hymenoptera, Pteromalidae. The transcript is spliced from 7 exons. The record is from RefSeq and is a predicted model, not a curated record. Bases 1 to 522 code for a protein of 173 amino acids.